CUUAAAAAAACGCUGGAGCACCCACACGCCUCCUCCAAACAGUAUUGGAUGUCCAAAGGAAUCCAGUCAGCCCCCUUGAAAGUACAUAUUUGACAGGGCAGAGUCAGGCAGAGCCCGCACUCCAGCUUAGCCCUCAGUAAGGCACAGACGCCCCAGCCCCAUUCCCACUCUCUCCUUUUGGAAGUUUACUUGGUGCUGCCGAACAGCAAUAAGCAGCCAUGGAUGCCAUCAAGAAGAAGAUGCAGAUGCUCAAGCUCGACAAGGAGAAUGCCUUGGACAGAGCAGAGCAAGCUGAGUCAGACAAGAAAGCAGCAGAGGACAGAAGCAAACAGCUUGAAGACGAUUUGGUGGCUCUGCAGAAGAAGCUGAAAGGAACUGAGGAUGAGCUGGACAAGUACUCCGAGGCUCUUAAAGAUGCUCAGGAGAAACUUGAGCUGGCCGAGAAGAAAGCCACCGAUGCUGAGGGAGAAGUCGCUUCUCUUAACAGACGUAUCCAGCUGGUUGAGGAGGAGUUGGAUCGUGCUCAGGAGCGUCUGGCCACCGCCUUGACCAAGCUGGAGGAGGCUGAGAAGGCUGCUGAUGAGAGUGAGAGAGGCAUGAAGGUCAUUGAGAACAGGGCCAUGAAGGAUGAGGAGAAGAUGGAGCUGCAGGAGAUCCAGCUAAAAGAGGCCAAAAACAUCGCUGAGGAGGCUGAUCGCAAAUAUGAGGAGGUGGCUCGUAAACUGGUCAUCAUUGAGGGUGACCUGGAGCGUACAGAGGAGCGUGCUGAGCUAUCAGAAGGGCGUGCUCGAAGAGUGGAGGAGGAACUAAGCAUUUUGGAGCAAAGCCUGAAAUCACUAAACUCCUUAGUCACACAGUACUCACUGAAGGAGGACAAGUAUGAGGAGGAGAUCAAGGUCCUCACUGACAAGCUGAAGGAGGCUGAGACUCGUGCUGAGUUCGCUGAGAGAUCAGUAGCCAAGCUUGAGAAGACCAUUGAUGACUUGGAGGAUGAGUUGUAUGCCCAGAAACUGAAGUACAAGGCCAUCAGCGAGGAGCUGGACCACGCCCUCAACGACAUGACUUCCAUGUAAUUUUCAUCUUCCUGCACCCGCUUGUUUCGCCGGCAUCUUCCUCUCCCCUGCACCAUUCUUCCCCAUUAUUAUCCCCAUACCUCCCUUGGGUUCAUUAUAUAUUCUUGUGCCCAGUAGACCCAUUUUUAUCAUUUUAUUUUUACUAUGUUUGAUGUCUUAAAACAGACAUUUCUGUAUUUUAUGUCUGUGUAACUGAAGUCUCCUUGCAGUAAUUUCAUAUCGUCAUUUGUGUGGUUAUGCAAAUACGGAGUGCCAGUUGAAUCUGUAUCAUUAGUGUUUAAGAAAACUCAAGUAAUGUGCAUGAACAGGAAUAUGCAUGGGUUUCACUUUUAAGAAGUAAUCAUUGUUCCAUUUGGGACUUCAUGCAUUUUCAUGGAUGUUUAAUUUUUGAAAUCUUGGAAAAAAAAUAUUUUCACCUGAUAUCUGACAUCCUAAUGAAAGCAUGCAAGUUGUUUAUUGAAAUGUCAGGUAUUGUAUUGAGGAGGCAUUUCAAUGAGUCUGAUUCACUCACUGUAAAUCCAGGUUUAAUGUUCUUUCACCUUUGCUCCUCUACUAAUAUGGUCUACUUCUGUCCAGAAGAGAGGCCCUAUGUAUGUUCAUGAGAUCCUCCUUUGUGUCUUUAUACCAGCUGAAGGUUAGUUUUCAUGCUGUAGUUUAGCAUCACUUCUUAAUUAUUUCCCUUCCACAUUUGGUCAUCCUGUGGGAGAUUAAGGAGGAGCACCACAUCUGUUUGUUAGUCUACAUUUGAACUGGAGGAGUUGCCCCAACUUCUAGUUUUUGUUUCCAAGUGUGUUCAGAAUGCACAGUUCAUUGUGCAUUGUGCAUCUAUGGUGUGUUGGCGUGACUCCUGUCGUUCUGGUGUGUUGUGGUACUCAUCUCGUAUUUCCAUAGGCCCCCGACUGACCCCCCCGGUUCACUGUACUUCUUCUUCUUCCACACAGAUAAAUUGUUUACACCUCAUCAAAGACGCCUCCUGCCGGCUGAGCAGCAUCUGUCUGCUCUCUCCAACCUUCUCUCCAUUUUCCCUUCCUUCUCUGUCUUUGCUUUUCUGUCUUCCUUAUGUUUUCAAGUCACUUGCAUCCCAUCCUUUGUACAGAAUCCUAGAAUCUUUCUGCAUUGUAUAAAGAAUAAACAUCCUUCGUUCUA
Molecule: messenger RNA, 2219 nt
Organism: Melanotaenia boesemani (Boeseman's rainbowfish)
Lineage: Eukaryota; Metazoa; Chordata; Actinopteri; Atheriniformes; Melanotaeniidae
Gene: tpm1
Product: tropomyosin 1 (alpha)
Exons: 9
Coding region: 219-1073 (284 amino acids)
Biological process (GO): cardiac muscle contraction; actin filament organization
Cellular component (GO): actin filament
Molecular function (GO): actin filament binding
Source: RefSeq, a predicted model, not a curated record